ACCGUGGGGGAAGGACGCGCGCUCGCUCCAAAAUUUACGAAUGCUUCGAGAAUUAUUUAACUGAGCGAAUCAAAAAUGAUUUGACGUAGUGAAGUGCAGUGAUUUUUUUUUGUUUUAAGGAGACAAUGAUUAGAUCUUAUCGUGGUGAGAACAAAAACUGAUAAGAUUGUUUAGUGAAAGAUUGUGGUGUAGUUUGACAUACGAUUUAAGUGGUAAUAACGUAUGAACAAAAAGUUUUGGAUGCUGUUGAAAGUAUUUUACUUCGAACAUAAAACUACAAUCAACUGUCCUAUACGAGAGGAAUAUUGUUAAGCUUUCCUACAUCGUGAAAUAUAAUACUCCACUUUGAUUUCUUAUAUCGGAAAUUUCUUCACCAAUCAACGGCCCUAAUGAAGCAAUCCGCAGACGGGAUAUUGAACUAGAAGGCUCUCGAACUACCUCUAGAGCGCAAUAAAACAACACGCCUCUAGCAAUUUACACCAAAGAUCAACUACAAACAAUAAUAAACUCUAUUCUCUAACAUCCAAAGACAACUUCCCCAAUACUUUCUUGGAGUUCCAAUGGCUAUGCUCGGAAUAGCAAAUUCAGUCCAAGCAGUAUGUCAAUUGAAUCUUAUUCUCAAUUUUAAUCAGACACAUCACUCCAAAGGCAAGAAACUUCACGACGAAGUCGUUUUUCAAACUUGACUUACAUUAUCUGUUGCUAAGUAAAAUUGAAUUAAGAAGUGAAAACUGUAUAAAGUAGAAAAUCAAAACCAAUGUAUGGCAAGGUCAAGAAAACGUUAGUAAACGUCACCUACAUCAGGGACUCGUAUGGCGACUCAAAGUCAUAACUCCCAUUGUUUACUGCCCAACUUUAUUGCUUUAUCUUCGCAUCUUUUCAUACUAGUAUCCUUUGUAUUGCUCCAAACGUACACGUCUGAAGCCUCGGUCUUGAACGAAUCAUCUCUCACCUCCGAAUUUAAUAUCAGCAACCCUAACUCGACCGUGAAUUGGACGCUUCUAGACGACAACCUCACUGAUAGCAACGUGCAUGUCAAGCAUAGGAAAUACUCCACGGGCGUCAGUAUAUUGCUUGCCACAAUUUUCAUGAUUGUCAUCAUUGGCACUGUCAUUGGAAAUAUUUUAGUUUGCGUUGCUGUCUGCUUAGUAAGAAAACUUAGAAGACCGAGUAAUUAUCUGAUCGUCUCGUUGGCAGUGAGCGAUAUCUGUGUGGCCACUAUAGUGAUGCCAAUAGCUAUGGUUUAUGAUAUAAUGGGAACGUGGCCUUUUGGACCAGUUAUUUGUGACUUCUGGGUAUCUAGCGACGUGCUCUCAUGCGCAGCUAGUAUUCUCAAUCUAUGUAUGAUCUCCGUUGAUCGAUAUUACGCCAUAACAAAACCUCUUGAGUACGGCGUGAAAAGAACACCGAAGAGAAUGUUUUUUUGCGUGUUCAUAGUCUGGAUGAGUGCAGCUUUUAUAUCGCUUCCACCAGUCCUCAUAUUGGGCAACGAGAAGACUGAAACGUCAUGUUCUGUAUCCCAAAAUAAAGUGUACCAAAUAUAUGCUACUCUCGGUUCUUUUUACAUACCGCUCACUGUAAUGAUAGUAGUAUACUACAAAAUAUUUAGUGCUGCUAGGAAGAUUGUGAAGGAUGAGAAGCGAGCUCAGUCACAUUUGGAGACUCACUGUUACCUGGAGAUAAAUGUGAAAAAUGGCGGAGCUGCGGAGGCGAGGCUGUUGGGGACGCAGCCGGCGCAACCGGCGGCAAGAGGAUCUACAGCUAGCACUAACACAACGUGUAGUGUAGAAAAAACAGAGAGUACGAUUGGGCGAUGCUUCAGCGGACAACGCAAGUCCAAUGAGUCGCAGUGCCCAAUGUUGCAGCACAAUAAAACUCCCACAAAACCCAUCCAUACUAUUAACCGGUCUACUUCACACGUAAGCCAGUCCAGUCAAUCAGACAAUAAACUUCAAAUUAAAGAAAGAAGAAGACAGUCAUCGGAAAGCAGUAGUCACAAAAUAACGACCAACAGAAUCAGGUCGUCGCUAUCAAAUUUUGCUCAAAAAAGUCACAUUGCCAAGGACUUGCUCCACUCGUCACAUUCUCCACAUCAGAAGAAGUUGAGAUUCCAAUUAGCAAAAGAGAGAAAGGCGUCGACAACUCUUGGGAUUAUAAUGUCUGCCUUCGUCAUUUGCUGGCUUCCAUUCUUCGUCUUGGCAUUGAUAAGGCCUUUCGUCGAAGAAGGUGCUAUCCCUGAUGCAGUCAGUGCUCUCUUUCUCUGGUUAGGUUACAUCAACAGUUUGCUUAAUCCAAUAAUUUACGCAACUCUGAACAGAGACUUUAGAAAGCCCUUCCAAGAGAUCCUCUUCUUUAGGUGUUCUAAUCUAAAUAACAUGAUGCGAGAGGAAUUUUAUCAUACCCAAUACGGUGAUCCAGAUCCCCAUUAUUGUGUUAAUCAUAAUACAAAUGUGCACAACUAUGACGAAGGGGUGGAAAUAGUUUCGGCGAUUGAACGCGACGACACGAGGGCAUCGGAGAGUUUUCUAUGAUUGUCAAUGCCUGAGGUCCCUACAGGCCUAGAUACUGUGAUCUAAUUAAGACUUUUAAGGUAGUUACAAGGUCUAACCGUGUUGAGUUGUUUUUUGUUUGACUAUUUAUAACUUUUUUAUUAAGCUGUUUCAAAUCAACUAGUCGUUACUAAUUUGUAAAAUAUUCCUCUGAGGUUUAGUCAAAUUAUUUAUAAAAUAAUUAAUUAGUUAAGGAAUAAAAUUAUGGCAUUAAAGUUAGUAAAAUAAUUUUACCGGCCGUUCACAAUGGGGAUAAUUAUCUAAAUUCAAUGUCUAAAACAAGUUUGAAUAAAACUUACAGUUUUCCCAUUCGUAUUAUUUUAUAUGAUUAUUAGGUUUACUUACAAUGUAGACCAUAGAUUUACAAAUUCUAUCAUAAAAUAUCCCUGAGGUGAGCAAUUGUAGUUGAAUGAAGUUGCUCCUCACUGAUUCCCGGUAUAGUGGUAGUCGCGAAGUAGACAGUGAUGUUAUCAAAAAUAUCGACUAUCGAUAUCUGAUUUUUUUACGCAGAUACAACUAUUAAAGACAAUAAAUGCAAAGUUAUUUCAAUCACUUUCGAUAGGUAACCACUAAGGUAAAAACAUUGGUUUUAACCUUGCCGUUUUCAAUAUACUGAUUGUAUAAGCGAUUACUCCUGUACUGAGAACAUAUUUAAUGUUGGCCGCAUUAUUCAAUUGAAGCGAAAACGUGCUAAAUUGACCAAUCAGAUCACGUUUUUAAAGAACAGAGCUCCGUGAUUGGUCGAUCCGUUUCAGUAAGAUUGAAACUUAAUGUGAAAUAUUUUGGAAUGACCAAAGAGAUAACUAGCUGUAAAUUGAGAGGUUUUAUAUAUAAGCUGUUGUGAAUUUGGUAACCAUAGUAUUAAUACGUAUUAUAUUAUUACGUAAAAGGUAUAUAAUAUAUAUGACUUAACGGUAGUCAGAAGUAUUUUAAUCCAUGUGAUAGUAGGUUAGAAAUAUAGUGUUUUUUGUUUUUCUAAUUUAUUCAUCCAUUUUGUUUUACUUAUGGUACCUGUUGUUAUUAUAUUUAUUAAAUUAUAUAUUAAUAUAUUCUUUGCAAUAAAAUAGAUAGUAUAUGUAAGCUCAUAAUUGGAAUAUGUAUAUAUUAAUUUUUGGCACUGCCAUGUAACUUAGGUGUACAAAUAGAAUUGGCUACAAUAAUAGUAACAUAUAACAUACAAUAUAUUUUCAAGAUUAUAACUAUAACUGUCUCAUAUCAUAAAUACAUAAUUCUUCUUGUCAAACAGGAUUUUCAUAUCAUAGUUUGUCUGCAUAUCGCCUAAAUGCUAUAUUUGCUGUUAAAUAUCGCAUUUCAAAUUUAUAUGUUUAGGUACGUAGUAUUGGUAACAUUGAGAAAAUCUUUAGCAAAACUAAGAUUGCGACAUUAUUCUUAAUUCUUUCCAUCCUUUAAAAGCAAUUUUUGUUUGUUGUUAAUAUUUACAAAAAAAAUCCAUAGUACUUAGGAUAAAAUUAAAAAUUCAUCCCUAUGAGGAAUUUCUCUAGUAAACGAGGACUUGUUUUUGGAAAGGUACAAAAAUAAAAUAAAAAAAUAUAGACACCAAAUUCGCGCUGAAAAUCAACAAGAAAAUUAAAUCAUCAAGUGAAAUUACUAAACAAAAUAAUCACAACAGUAUCUUCAGCAGGGACAAUUAAAUUAGAAAGUAUAAUUUGGCGGCGCCAUGUUUCGGUUUCCCAUUUAUUAUCUCAAUUAACUGAGGAUUUCCGAGUUAUCGUACUUAAGUAAGAAAAUUUCCUUGUUUCAAAUAAUAUUGUCUUUUAAAAUAAAAUUUAAAAAUAAAGGAAUAUCAUACUUGUUUCUUUUAUUUUUGUCAGGAAUUUGAAUGCGUUUUACCUUAAUUCGCCUUAUGUUAAGUAAGAUGGGUGGUGCAUGCAAGUCAUAUCGAAUCAUAAAAUAUCCUUUUCUAUAGUAUCAAUAUGGAAACUUUCUAAUUAAUCAUUUGUAUAUUAAAAUAUAUUUACCUAAUGUUAUGUUGCGAUAGUUAUUAUGUUCCUUUGUCUUCAGACAAUGUUACUUACAAACAAGGCAUGAAAGCCCCAAAAUUAAUUGCCACAUCAAAAGGUGUAACGUAUUCAAUGAAUGCAUUAAACCCUUUGGUGUAUUAAACUUUGAAACUUAACCUCUACCGCUAAGAAUAAUAUCUACCGCUUAUUGUAUAGAAACACGCAUAGUAUAAUAAUUAAUUAAGAAACACAAAUGCAGGUCUAAUAUUAAUCCAAAUAUUUAUUGCAACUGGAAAUACACAUUUUAAGAAAAAUAACAAACAUACAAAUUUAUUUUAAGCAGAAAAAAGUUCAUUUAAGAUAAAGUACGCAAUACAGUUUUUGAAAAAAUAAAUCAUUUUCAAAACGUUAUGUUAUUUUAUCUACUUGCCAUAAAACCAAGUCAUAAAUACCUACCUAGUUAAAAUUUUCUCAGUGUUGCCACUGCAAGAUGAAUAUAUUUUUUUUAUAAGACCCUGCCAUUUAUCUGGUCUUCAGGUGUCCCAAAAAUCAAACACUCAGCUGGCAACCAUUUAACAUAGAACAAAAUAAAUAUUAGGACAAAAUGUUGUAAAUAUUGUUAGUUAUGCACUAGUGAUGUAAUAUAUAUAAAUAAAAUAGUAGGUGAAUAUUGCAGAAACCGUGUGGGGAAACUACGCUUGGAAAAAUAAUUUGUCAUUUCGAUUCGAUGUUUUAAUUGAGAUAUGAAGUUCUUUUGAUGUAGUUUCUGUCCAUGAUCAGUGGCGGAUUAACGCACAAUUUUUUUAAAAUGUUAUAGACAAGCCUGUUCAAAAAAAAUGUACCAACAGUAGAUGUGUCAAUAUGGUUUCGGUCUCAGUGGAAUAGUUUUGGUCAUUUGACAGUCUGUAAUUGAACUUAAAAUGUCAAAAAUGAUUCGAAUGAGAUUCUAUCGAUAUCAUGUCGACGCACUACACUAUCGGUCUAUUAUUUUUGACAGAAUUUUCCAGAGGGAUCACUUUUUUUUAUUUUUCUGUGCCGACUGUUAUUGAUAUCAGUUGAAUGAAAAUCACAAAAAAAUUGAGAAAUCGCUGUUCAGUUUUCAAUGAUUUAAAUAAAACUAAUUUUUGAACAAAAUUCAAGAUACUCUUGUACACUAAACUUUAAACACAAGUAUCUUUUAAAUCAUCGUAAUCCAAUUUCAAAAUUAAAGCGAAAGUAUAUUUGUAUGAAAUAUUGAGUGUACAAGAAAGACUUAAUGAUAUAAUUUAGCUAAAGGCUCCACGUUAGCUUAAUCCGGCACUGUGCAUGAUACAAUAAUUGUGGUUAAGUGUGGAUAUUAUUGUUAUUAACCACAGAUUCGGCAUAAAUGUCUCUAGAGAAGUAAUUUUCCUUAGAUACAAUUUCAAAACUUUUAAUGUAAAUGAAAAGGCGGCAUUUUCAUAAUAUUGACGGGUUCUUUUUUAACAUGUCAUUUUUUUGUAAAAAUCAUACCUAAUGAAAACUACCAUGCAAGUAAUAAAUGGUUUUAUUUCAUACUUUUUUAAAUUCCUUAUUAACUAUUUACAAAGCUCAAACAGAUUAAGUGUGGCUUUGAUAAAGAUACUAAAUUAAAAAAAAAAACACUUAUAGGACACUAUAAAUAAAAUUGUUUUAAAAUUAGUAAAUUUAUUUGUACUAAAUUUACACUCACAUAAACGACACUAGUUUUGUAAAAUGAACCAAAGUUAAAGGUAACAAAAUUCAAUAAAUGACAUGUAAAAGCUGUCUUUUCAUCUUCAUUCACUUUACUAACUUAGCCCACCUGGUGCCAUUUAAUUGCGACCUAGUUUGACUUGUCGCACUCUACAUAGUGAUGUGAGAGAAUACAGUGCAAACGGAUCGAACUUUAAGUCGAUUUGAAACUCGAACGCAAACGAAAAUUAACAUAAGUCACUUUACUGUUUUUACGAAGUAUCGAUAUUGGUUCGGCGUUGUUGGUUAUAAAUUAUUUUUUUGAGUUAGAAUAGAGAGUUUUAUCUUAGACCAAAUGCUUUAUGGUCAAUAAUAAAAGAAGCCGAGAAUAAUGAAAGAGCGAUUUACUUAAUCUGAAAUGAAAACUCAUAAUUAAUAAUUUUCCGAUUUCCUAUUAGAAUUAAAGUAGAAAUAACAAUAAUCAAAUAUCGUUUCGUUUGGUUCAAAUUGUUCAUUUUAUUUUAUCGUUUGUGUAAUAUUCUCGUCACGGCACUAUUUUCCGGCCUAACCUAUUAAUGUAAGUAACUCUUACCAUAUUCUCUCCGUCUCAAUUGCACAUAGAUAUACCAAAAAGAUGUAUUUAACUGAACAAUAAAUAAAUGUUGUACAUAUGUAUUGUUGUUUAUCAUUUUAAAUAUGUUAAAUAAAAAAUAAAUCUUUACAAAUCGGUACCUAAUGACAAAACAAUGCGAGUAAAUUUAUUGAGCAGAACAAAAAUAGUUUUAAUAUAAACUUGUUUUUAGCUUUAUACGCAAUUUUUUGUAAUUGCUACGCUGAAAUAUCGCUGAAAUUAUUAUUAUUUAAUAACAUUAAAUAAAUUAAUGCUAAAAUUCACUUUAAUUUUGCCAUUUUCGAUAAAAGUUGGUAAAUAUAAGUAAUGCGUUUAUUGAUUACAUUUGAAAAUAAACCCAAUUAUUUAUCAUAAUUUUGAUUGAAUUCAUUUCAAUGUUAUUUAUAUUCUUCAGAACUUAACCAAAAUGGAUCGGAACAGGAUAUAACAACCUACAUUUUUAGAUGAUGAUAUUUUUAUCAAAAAAUCGGACAACACACAAUUUUAAUAUUUUAUGUUAUUGCGAAGGAGCUUUCAAAGAACAAAGUGGAGAGUGUUAAAAGGUCACUGGGGGCGAGUUACUUCUUUCAUGGUAUUGUCGAAAUAUUUUUUAUUAAAAUUAAGUAUUGCCAGAGGAUAAAAUUAAACAUCUCCUACCUACCUACACCUAACCAACUUUUUGUUUUUGCGUUACGGCUGCAAUUCUUGCAUGACUUUAUCGAAGUUUAAAUUUAUUUGCAUGGUUACUGACCCGAGAGAUUUUUCAUUUGGUGGAGGAAAAAAAGAAAAUCUCGUUUAGUUGCUGCUUCCCUGGGAAUUUCGGAAUAUUAACCUGUGUUAUCCUGUUUUAAACAUAACCACAUCUCUUUUUUUUAGAUCCAUUAGUUUUCACUGUACGUUGUCUAUCAGUCACAUAUAGAUUUAUAUCUACAUAACAUAACAUAUAAUCACGUCCAUACUCGUAUCCACCGCGGGGCAGGCAGAGCCAACAGUCAUCAAAAGACUUAAAGGCCACGUUCAGCUGUUAACCUACAUUUAUAUAAUGAAGAAUAUUGAUUACCUUUGUACCUCUUUUUAUCACUUUUUGACAAUCUGACCCUCUGGUCAGGAUUGUCUGGCCCCAAUUGUACUUAUAUAAUUAUAUCCAAAUAUUAUCGAUAGGUGUAGAAAAUAGAAUUCUGGCAAUAGUACAAGUGUCGAUCUAUGGCAUAUCUGAUGGAUAUCGGUGAAAUAUAGAUAGUUACGUCAGUGGUGAACUUGAACUGUUGGAAUAACAAACGUUUAUGAUUUACGGUUUAUGUUUCUGUGUGUUCGCUAACAAUAUUCUAAAAAUAAUAUUUCAAUAAUGUGUUAUGAAUUACUUAUUGUACUACCUAUACAUGAAAAGAUAAUUAUAAAAAAAGAAACAAAGUGCAAUACGGUGCGCGAUGGACUUACAAAAAAGAUCUUCCGACAGCUUCGAUGUUAUACCUAGAUACAAAUAAAUAAAUUAAACCUCGGCUCCGUCCAUGUUGAGUCGGUCGGGUCUAUUUAUGAUUUAAAAAUAUGAGGAAACUUUACUUUUGGCGUUUCGUAACUGUAGCGUAGAGGUGUUGCCAUACUAGUAGGUACAUUUUUUAUUACUUUCUGAUAUAUCUACAAUAAUAACUUUAGCAAUUUAAUUACUUAUAGCAAUAUUGCUGUAAAUUCACUCGCAUUGACAUUAAAAUCUAACCUUCUGCACGGCAACUAAUGCUAAACAUUUUUAUAAUUUGUGAUUUUUAUAUAGUAUGUUUUAAGGAAUAUGUGUUUUUAUCAUAACUAUGUAUUUUUUUAUAUAAAAGUUCGAUAAUCAAAGAACAAAUUACAGUUUGCGGCAGAAGCAGAUUAUUGCGGAGAAGUGCAGAAAUUGACCAAUCUGGAUUUAUUCGCAAAAAAUUGAGGCCUGUGAUUGGUUGAUUUCAAAGCUUCUCUUUUGUGGGAUGACAUUCAUUUAUUUCUCCUUAUUUUUUACUGUACGGAGUGUACCAAACAAAGUACAGAUAUACAUAUAUUUACUCAUGGAAUUGUAAAUGAAAAAGUGCACUCACCAGUACAUACAACUAACUUUCUUAGGCAGAAGUCGGUAAAAAACAUGUGCCAAUAGGUGUGCGAAUAUGCGUGGUAAUAUUCUCAGUGUAAUAGUAUUUUUGGUUAAAACCACAAAAACUACAUACGUGGUACAUUUAUUUUACAGACUUUACUCGUGUAAAAAGAUAAUCGAUAUAAUUUUAAAUAAUUUAAAAAAAAUGUGUCGAGUUGUUUGCACUGAUGAGUAAACUAACCUCUAAUUAUUUUUAAGUUACAGCCUGUACUGUCUCCUCACCUGAUCGAAAGACUCGUGUUACUCUUUCUUGUAUAUUGUGUAGAAACAGACCUUAUCUUUCCACAUUGUAUUUUCUUAUGUAGGGUCGUAAAGCGACAAAAUAAAAUUAGAUUUCGA
Molecule: messenger RNA, 9252 nt
Organism: Amyelois transitella
Lineage: Eukaryota; Metazoa; Arthropoda; Insecta; Lepidoptera; Pyralidae
Product: 5-hydroxytryptamine receptor 1
Exons: 6
Coding region: 813-2531 (572 amino acids)
Biological process (GO): adenylate cyclase-activating adrenergic receptor signaling pathway
Cellular component (GO): membrane
Molecular function (GO): G protein-coupled amine receptor activity
Source: RefSeq, a predicted model, not a curated record